AUGAAUUUAUAUCAUAGUAGUAAAAUAUCAAGGCUUACAACCGUUUGUGCCCAUCGCAAAAUAGCUUCUUUUGCCAACAUCAUAAGAGAUUCUAAAGUUCUUCAAAAUAAUCUAGAAGAAAACUCUUUCAUUAACUAUAAGGAAAAUUUGAAGAAUUUACAUAUAGUGAAACGAAGAUUAGGUCGUCCUUUGACUUAUGCUGAGAAAAUUCUCUAUGGCCAUUUGAACGAUCCAGAAAACCAGGAGAUUGUAAGAGGCGUCUCUUAUUUAAAAUUGCUACCAGAUAGAGUAGCUUGUCAAGAUGCAACUGCUCAGAUGGCAAUCUUACAAUUCAUGUCCGCUGGCUUGCCUCAAGUUGCAAAACCAGUUACAGUUCAUUGUGACCAUUUGAUUCAGGCACAAAUUGAAGGUGGGAAGGAUCUAAAAAGAGCAAUAAAGUUAAAUAAGGAGGUUUUCGACUUUUUAAAAUCGUCAACAGCUAAAUAUAAUAUGGGCUUUUGGAAACCUGGUGCAGGUAUCAUUCAUCAAAUCGUAUUAGAAAAUUAUGCAUAUCCUGGGGCAUUGAUGAUUGGAACAGAUUCACAUACCCCAAAUGCUGGAGGUUUGGGACAACUUGCUAUAGGUGUUGGUGGUGCAGAUGCUGUAGACGUUAUGACUGGUCUUCCGUGGGAGGUGAAAGCCCCCAAAAUUUUAGGUGUAAAGCUCACGGGUAAGAUGAAUGGUUGGACGUCUGCAAAGGAUAUAAUUUUGAAAUUAGCAGGAAUUACGACAGUAAAAGGAGGUACUGGAAAAAUUGUUGAAUAUUUUGGGGAAGGUAUAGACACCUUUUCAGCAACUGGAAUGGGGACCGUAUGUAACAUGGGUGCCGAAAUUGGUGCUACUACGUCUGUUUUCCCAUUUAAUAAAUCGAUGGUGGAAUAUUUGAAAGCAACUCGCAGAAGCAAAGUGGCAGACUUUGCGAAAUUAUAUCAGCACGAUCUUCUUUGUGCUGAUCCUAGAUGUGAGUAUGAUGAAGUAGUAGAAAUAAACUUAAGCAAGUUAGAACCGUAUGUAAAUGGUCCAUUCACGCCUGAUUUGGCAACGCCGAUCUCGAAAUUAAAAGAUAUUGCUACUAAGAAUAAUUGGCCCUUGGACAUACGCGUAGGGUUAAUUGGUUCUUGUACAAACUCGUCCUAUGAAGAUUUAACUAGAUCCGCAUCAAUUGUGAAAGAUGCAGCAGAACAUGGUUUAAAAUCCAAGAUAACGUUUACGGUAACACCAGGUUCGGAACAAGUUAGAGCUACGAUCAAAAGAGAUGGCCUGUUAAAAACAUUUAAAAAAUUUGGUGGAAUAAUAUUGGCAAAUGCAUGCGGUCCAUGUAUUGGGCAGUGGGAUAGACAAGAUAUCAAAAAGGGUGAAAAGAAUACAAUUGUUACUUCUUAUAAUCGAAAUUUCACCUCGAGAAAUGAUGGUAACCCACAAACGCAUGCAUUUGUUGCCUCCCCUGAAAUUGUGACAGCUUUUGCAAUUGCUGGUGAUUUACGAUUUAACCCGAUUACUGACAGAUUGAAAGAUAAAAAUGGUGAUGAAUUUCUGUUGAAGGCACCUUUUGGUACUGGUUUACCUUCCAAGGGCUACGAUCCCGGUAAAAAUACAUAUACACCACCACCAAAGGUACGUUCAGUCGUAUCGGUCAAGAUAAAUCCAACCUCUGACCGCUUACAACUUUUGAAACCAUUUCCACCAUGGGAUGGUAAAGAUGCUAAAAAUAUGCCAAUUUUGAUUAAGGCUGUUGGUAAAACUACUACAGAUCAUAUUUCGAUGGCUGGUCCAUGGUUAAAAUAUAGAGGCCAUUUAGAAAAUAUUUCUAAUAAUUACAUGAUUGGUGCUACAAACAUAGAAAAUGGUAAAGCCAAUUGUGUGAGGAAUGUCCUAACUGGUAAGUACAAAGGCGUCCCUGAAACUGCACGAGAUUAUAAGGCAGAAGGUAUAAAGUGGGUUGUAAUUGGAGAUGAAAAUUUUGGUGAGGGCUCUUCUCGUGAGCACGCAGCUUUGGAACCAAGGUAUUUGGGGGGAUUCGCAAUUAUAACCAAGUCAUUUGCCAGAAUUCAUGAGACUAAUUUGAAGAAGCAGGGUCUACUGCCAUUGACAUUCAAGAAUCCAAAAGAUUAUGACCGUAUCGAUCCGUUUGAUAGAAUAGAUAUUGUGCAGCUCCAAGAGCUGGCCCCAAACAAGGAAGUCAAAAUGAUUGUACAUCCAUCCUCUGGAAACGACAGUUGGACGUGUCCAUUGUUACAUACCAUGAACAAGGAACAAAUUGAAUGGUUUCAAUGUGGUUCUUCUUUGAAUAAAAUUAAGAGAGAUAAAGAAAAGGGUUUAAGUGACGCCAAAUGA
Molecule: messenger RNA, 2373 nt
Organism: Kazachstania africana CBS 2517
Lineage: Eukaryota; Fungi; Ascomycota; Saccharomycetes; Saccharomycetales; Saccharomycetaceae
Exons: 1
Coding region: 1-2373 (790 amino acids)
Biological process (GO): tricarboxylic acid cycle
Cellular component (GO): cytosol; mitochondrion
Molecular function (GO): aconitate hydratase activity; 4 iron, 4 sulfur cluster binding
Source: RefSeq, a predicted model, not a curated record